Ruditapes philippinarum (Manila clam) is the source of this 4166-nucleotide messenger RNA. Its product is annotated as cartilage intermediate layer protein 1-like. The transcript is spliced from 10 exons. Lineage: Eukaryota; Metazoa; Mollusca; Bivalvia; Venerida; Veneridae. The coding region runs from base 76 to 3846 and encodes 1256 amino acids. The record is from RefSeq and is a predicted model, not a curated record.
AAAACUGAAUAUGUUUCAUUGUAUGCUAUAUAAACAUUGUAGCUGAACCUGUUCUGCAUUAUCAUCUACGAUACAAUGGCUAUCAAAUACGUGAUAUACAUAGUUUUGGCUAUUUGCAUUACAUUGGAAAUUUCCAGUUCGAGCGUUUCAAGAGACGUCGUGCUUUUGUUAGACUCAUCUGAUGAUUACAGAUCUAAAUACUUUGAACUUGAAAAGCAAUUUGCAAUAGAUGUUAUCGAAGGAAUCUACAACCAAGAUACCAGAAUUGGCGUUUAUACUUUUGGACGAAAAUCUCAUGCCCAAUUCAAUUUAGAUCUUUACAGUGACAUUGAUCAAAUGCGAUAUGCAAUAAAUCACAUGUGGUACAGUACCGGCAAUGGUAAUCUUGAAGAUGCCAUUGACUAUACAAUAGAUAAUGCAUUCAACGAGCUGUCAGGCAAUCGAGGAUGUGUUCCAAACGUACUUGUUAUUUUAACCCAUAAAGCUGUUACUGAUCCUGGGCGGUUAGCGAUAAUCGAUGAGAAGCUUAGACUUAACAUCAUUCGAGCAUUUGUACUGCAGUUUACAAGCAAUGCGAGUGCAGAUUUCAUACCAAUUACAGGCGAAUCCUCUCGUAUUAUCAAUGUUCAAGGUUUAGCUCAUCUUAACAAAGAAUCGUCGACGAUCAUUCAGAAAAUUGGUUCAGAUUUGCCUCGAUCAGGCUGUGGACAAUUGACCACUUGGACUGCUUGGUCAGAUUGCAGUUCAACCUGCAAUUUCGGUCAAAAAUUUCGAACCAGGGAAUGUGUAAAGGAUCACGAUAAUGAUACAGACUGUAUCGGACUUCUGUCUGACGAAAAUACAUGUACUGUAACCACAUGCUCAGUUGAUGGUGCGUGGAGCUACUGGGGAAGUUGGGCAGGUUGCUCUAAAUCAUGCGAUACGGGAGUUCAAACCCGAUUUAGGACAUGUACUAUGCCUGAACCAUACAGUGGCGGAAAGGUUUGCGAAGGUGUUUCGACAGAAUCCAGAAAUUGCAAUGAUUGGCCUUGUCCUGAUUGUUCUAAGACAUGUCCUUCGGGGGGACAAUUAUCAUCUGAUUGCCAACUUUGUUUGUGUGCUACUAUAACACUAUUUGGCCGUAUAACAGAUGAUAACAAUUCAACUGUAGAAGGCGCAAAUAUUUAUCUCGGGUCCAGGAGAAACGAACCGAUUGCUUCAACAGAUAGCUUUGGAAAAUAUCGUGUCGAUGGUGUUUGUAUCAUGAAUGAAGAUAUCAUAAUUCAAGGAAAACGUUAUGUUGAGCUAAGAGUCCUUCCAUUCGAAGUAAAUGUAACACAUUGGAGAAUGGACGCUAUCAUCGAAAAGAAAGUUACACCUGUUUUCAAUUUGCAACCAAAGAACAAGAUACGUAUGGUCGGUCAAAGUUUUAGCCUUUGCUGUUCUGCGAUUGGAUAUCCACCUCCAACUUCUUAUAUAUGGUACAAAAAUAGAGCGGAAUUGCUAAAUCAAGGAAAGAGUGGCUCGCUUAUUUUCCAGUCAGCAUCUAAAGAGGACUCGGCUGUAUACAAAUGUUCAACAGAAACGGAUGCGGGUGUCUCACAAUCGUCAGAAGCCAUCGUAGAAGUAAAAGCUUUUUCGGCUGACACUUGUGGUCCUCCUUCGUCAAAACUGCUACAACUACCAGCCGGAUGUUACGUAUCAGGUGACAAUAGUCAGAACGAUACCCUAGAUGUUGGUACGUGCGAAAAAUCCGCAUGCAUGCUGUCAUCUCUAAGGGAUAAUGGUACUUGUUCAGACUGGUGGUUUUAUCAUUGUUGCGAUGUAAAAGACAUUGAAAUGGUUUCGAUAACUUGCGACGGUUUCACAUACCAAACCUCCCGUGUAACGUCCUGUGAAUGUAACUUAUGCGUGCAUAAAACAACUGUUUACGGUCGCGUUACAGGAAGAGAAAAUAAGACAUUUAUUCCUCUACAGCUUGGAAACAUAUAUGUCGGUAAUGUAGAAAUCGGAAGAACAAAUAUGGCCGGAUUUUUUAAUUUCGAAGCUCCAAGCGAUCAAACAAGAUUAGUUGUGACAUUUCGUGAUACGGUUUUUAAAAAAUUCUUAGAUGUAACAAAGAUUAUCGAAAUUAUCGAAGGAAAAGAAAACCACGUUACAAUAGUAGCUCCAAUCAAACCGGAUCCGGUGCAAUUUAACUCUAACAUAGGAAUGGAAUUUCAAGUGGGUGCGUCUGAUGACGGCUCUCCAGCAUUAGGAAGCAUUGGAAUUCCAGAAAAUGCUCUCAUUGAUCUAAAUGGUGAACCGUUUACCGGAACUGCUAAUGCAGUUAUGUACUUUGUUGAUCCGCGUGAUAGGAAUAGUCUCGAUACUGCCAAUGGAGAAUUUGUUUCCGAAACCGAAGACGGAUCAUCUUCACCACUUAAUACGUACGGUCUUUUUAAUUUAGGUGUUUUUGAUGGCUCUGGAAAUGAGUUGAGAAUAAACAAGAAAUUAGGGAUUUCAUUUGACACAUCCGUACUAAAUGUUACCCUAGAUGAAAACGGUGAUCCUGAUCUUGCAAUAUGGGACUACGAUACAAACAAAGGUGUUUGGGUUGAAAAUGCAAAGUUUUACUUUGAACAGGUUGUGAAAAACGGUAGAAAACUUUUAUCUAAUUAUAUACAUGCAGACAUUGAUCUAGAUAAAAUAAAAACAAUUGAGAUAACGGAGGAAGUAGUUACUGGAGAGGAACGCGUACAGACGGGAUGGACUAAUUGGUACAGAAAUAUUGAUGAACGAAGGCCAAUAUUUGAUUAUGUUCCUAUAAAGGAUGAGCAGGUAAAACAAGGGGUCUGUUAUGUAAGUGUGUCAGUAUAUGAAGACCUGUCGUUGAAAGAGCCUUAUCCAGGCAGUGCAGAAAUAACAUUAUAUACAAGAGAACGUGACCUGUCAAAAUACCUCGGGAAAUCAAAUGCACGUGUCAUUAAUGGCCACGCCUGUAUAGUUACAUUCUGCGAUAAAUUAGUGUAUUUGAGUGUAAAAGACGGUCAAGAUGUUAAUUUAUAUCCAGGACAGCAUGUUUUGCCCUUUGGAUAUCGUGUAACUGAAAGAGAUCGUGAGAUAAACUUUGAGUCUAUCGACCGGGGCGUUUCAUACAGAUGUCCUGAUCCUUCAAUGGAUUGCAAAGGGCCAAUGUAUCAGUACAGGGAUCAUUCUGAUUGUAGAAAAGUAACUUCCAAAAGUAAAACACAUCAGUUUAAGUUUGCACCUUUUACGAGAUCUCCCAGCAUGUCAUACACGGUUGGUUCUGAUAAUAUUUAUGACAAAAUGUUGUCAUGGUACCCUGUAUCACCUGAAACAAUCACAUUUCGAGCAUGUUUCAUGAAGGUAUUGGUUAAGAUCAAGGGAGCAUAUGAUCUUCGUUUGUUAGCCAAAAGUUUGUUACAUACGUUUGAUGGACAGGAGUUCGGAACACAUGAUGUUGGUCCAAUCACUUCACCAAACGCUAGAAAUGAUGAAAUAAGAGCAGCAUGUUUUGAAUUUAGAUGCCCUGGAUUUAUUAGAAAUGGCAGUCAAGAGAUUUUUGAUUUGUCGACAGCGAUCGAAGUCCAUUUAACUACAAAGGAACAAAAGAAAUGUUCAUUUCGGGGUUUAAACAGUAACUUGCAAGGUUUCACUCCAAUAAGAAAUAGUAAAGGAGACAUGGGAUUUCGAUUCACUGCAGCGCCUGGAAACAACUUUGGUCCAUUUUAUGGGAUAUAUGUUUAUGACAAGUCCUCUGGUGAUGUUGAGAAAAUUUGUAAUUCUGGAACAGAUUCCGGCGUGCUUUUGUCAGGAUUAAUGGACCCAGAAAGAAAUGCAGCUGUUGAAUUCGACUGUCUAUAAUUUUGCUAUAACUUCGAUGUUUGUGUCCUUUAAAUCGGGCUUAACAAAGACAUUUCUUGAUUAAGCUUUUAAAAGAAUGUGUGUGUUUUUAUUCAAUAUGAUGUGUUUGAUAAUAAUUUGAUGCUGAAAGUUGUUUUUUGAUUACACAAUUCAAAAACAGUAUUGAUGAUCAUUUCAUGUGACUUAACAUUGCAAGUAUGAUUAAUUUAGUUUGAUAUUGAAAAUUAUUUUAGUGUACUUCAAAUCCCAUAUGAUGGUGUGUAUCAGUAUAUAUUAAUCAGAUGGAAUAAACAUGAAUAUAUUUAGCCAAUUUGACUUAU